AUGCUUUUAUCUGCAAUUUCGUCAAACAUAAAUAAUAAUAGAGAUAGUGCAUAUAUAUGGGAUGAAGAAAUAAAAUGUCUCUUUCUUAGAGCAAGAUUUUCCCUGGCAACAUGUAUCGAUGAAUUUGUUAAAAAAAUAUUUGGGUAUCCACCCUAUUCUAAAGAAGGAACAGAGAUUCGAACUAAAACAAAAAAUAUAUUAAGUGAUUUUUGGCACAGACUUAAUCAAUCAGUAUUGG
This is a messenger RNA of Dentiscutata erythropus, 238 nucleotides long. Lineage: Eukaryota; Fungi; Glomeromycota; Glomeromycetes; Diversisporales; Gigasporaceae. The record is from the annotation of a GenBank genome assembly.